This is a messenger RNA of Misgurnus anguillicaudatus (oriental weatherfish), 3294 nucleotides long. It is a transcript of the gene rtn1a, whose product is annotated as reticulon 1a. Gene Ontology annotation, cellular component: postsynaptic density; endoplasmic reticulum membrane; neuron projection. Lineage: Eukaryota; Metazoa; Chordata; Actinopteri; Cypriniformes; Cobitidae. Gene Ontology annotation, biological process: endoplasmic reticulum tubular network formation; neuron differentiation; brain development. The record is from RefSeq and is a predicted model, not a curated record.
AUGUCCGCUAAUUCGAGCGACGGUCCGGGUCUGACUGGCCAAUGGUUCGGAGAGGAGGAGGAAAAGAACGGGAUGUUUGGGAGCACAGGGCCCCGUUUCGACGAGAUGCGGGACGACCUCCACGCAAAAAGCUGGGAACACGAGACGAACGCGCCCAAGCAGCAAUUCCAUUCCUUUGAAGGAAGCGGUGUUGCCAUGGAAACUGCAUCUACAGGUGAAUCUCUGUCUGACAUGUUUCUGAAGUCAUCCCCAGGAGAAGGGGAUCUGUACACGUCUCUUCUUUCCUCAAAGUCCUCUUCCAAUCCCUUCAAUGACGGUGCUUCUCUCUUCUCCACUGAGGGCAACCGUUCUCCACCUGCUCCCACUGGAACUGACUCUGGCAUUGGCAUGACCCCGGGUGACCCUUCAGAUCACCAGACGACUCUGCAGGGUUCGCACAAGACAGACCAUUACAGCUACAUGGACAUGGGUGAUGACCUCUGCGAUUUUGGCAAUGCCAAAAAUAAGCAGCAACCCUCCGUGGUCGGCUAUGGAGAUGAUGACGACGACGAUGAUGAUGAUGAUGACGAUGAUGACAUUCAAGAUUUCAAGCCGAAGACGCCGGAAAGUAAAGAGUCCAGCCAUGACCUCUUUGAUAUAGGGCGCUAUUUGGAGAAGAGUCCACUUGGUUCUGAAGAUGUUGAGGUGAAGGAGAGUCCGGGAUCGGCAGGUGGGGAGCACACAUUUCCUUACGUGGAGGAUCCUUCGGAUGAAGAGAUGGCCGAUUUCCGUUCGUACCGCAGGAUGGAAACGCCACAGAGUGCCAGUCCAGUAAAAAUCACAGUGACGACAGAGUCCCACGCUGCUGUGACCCAGCCAAUGAGAGAGUCCCCACAAGGAAGCGUGGCUGAAAGAGAGAGUGUUCUCAGUUUUGGUCAGCCGGGUCUUCCCACAGUAACACUGUCAGAACCAGAGGAUGACAGCGCGGCCUCAUCGGCUAGCCACUCCCCUAACCACUCCCCUACAGGUCGAGAGUCUCCAUCUGAUGUGUUGUUCCAGCCUGCAGGAAUGAAGUCUGUAAGCUCCAUCCAAGAUUCCAGCAGCACCACCUAUCAUCCCAAUGCUGCAGAAGACCAAGAUGUCAAGAGCUCACCCAAACCCUCCCCCACAUGGGCUCAAGAGCUUCAAGGCAGUGAAGACGAAUCUGGAGAUUCAGAAAUUGAGCAAGUUGCCGAAGAAUCUGAUUCACCAAUGCACGACUUGACAUCUAAGAUUCCAACCGCAGGUGAAUUCGGUCAAUCAAGCAAUCCAUUUGAGCAGACCAGCUACACAUCUGUCAGUGAUAAAGCUAGCGACCUGUUUGAAAAGCCUCAAACCAACAAAGUUUGUGCUAGUAACCCAUUUGAGCUAUCUGGAGGCACGAAGGCGAGUUUUGGUCAACCUGGCAACCCUCCGCUCUACAGUCUGUUGAGAGAAGAAAGAGAGGCGGAGCUUGACAGCGACCUGCUUAUCGAAUCAGCUUCUGAGGAGAGUCCCAAGAGGGAACAGGAAUACUCUGCCCCAAAACUUCCUGAAACAUCUCCACUGACCUCAGACCUUACUUCCUCUAAGCCCGUCAAAGCUUCCUGUGACUCAACCUCUCCUUUCAUUGAACCCCCAGCUAGCACCUUGAGAGUAAAAGAAGAAGAAGUAAAAGAAAAGGAAAAGGAGAAACCAGCGCCUGUUGAGAAGCCCAAGCCAGAACCAGAAGACAGCUGGUCCCUUAAACCCAGGCCUGCAGUAAUGGGAACAUCUACAGUGCCUCUGGAGCAACACUCCAUUCAGGAGGAGGAGGAGAUUAAAAGUAAAAGCAGUAUUGAGAAUGCUACAACAGAGAAAGAUGCACCUCUGCCUCCGUUAUUCCAGAGCAUCAACAGACAGAAAGUCAUGGCAGCUUCAGUGGUAGAUCUGGUACACUGGCGGGAUGUGAAGCAGUCUGGACUGGUGUUCGGUAGCGUGUUACUGCUGCUGUUCUCUUUAACCCAGUUCAGCGUGGUGAGCGUUAUUGCAUACCUUGGCCUAGCUAUCCUCUCUGCCACCGUCAGCUUCCGAAUCUACAAAUCCGUCCUGCAGGCGGUGCAGAAAACCGACGAGGGACACCCAUUCAAGGCAUAUCUGGAGGUGGAUAUCGCUCUCUCUGCAGAUCAGAUCAGCAGGUAUGUGGAUAAAACUCAGCUGUAUGUCAACACCACCAUGAAGGAGCUUCGCAGGCUGUUCCUUGUUCAGGAUCUGGUUGACUCCAUAAAGUUUGCAGUGUUGAUGUGGUUGUUGACCUAUGUGGGAGCUUUGUUUAAUGGCCUAACCCUGCUUAUUCUGGCUGUGAUCUCCAUGUUCAGCGUCCCAGUGGUUUACGAGAAAUACCAAACGCAGAUUGAUCAGUAUUUAGGCCUGGUGCGUUCCCAGGUUAACUCAAUAAUGGGAAAAAUUAGGGAAAAGGUUCCCGGGGCCAAGAAGAAGGAAUAAAGUCUUCGCUUCUGCACGACUGUAAACACUAUAGCCAGUAACACUACUACAGUAAAAACUUCUUGCCAGCACUGAAGGACCCCAACUACUACACAGGCGGCCAAUGUAUCACCUCAAAAAGUCUUGUUACUAUAAAGGCAUUGAUUAAAAUGCUUACCGUUGACAGUCACAGAUGUACAGUAGCCCUGCACUAACAGCUAACACUGAUUUCACAAACACACAUUGUGAGAAUCAUAGAUCUAUAGAUAUACCAGAAGGACACAACACUCUCCUCUCUUUCAUUGCUUUAGAUUUAAAUGCAUGAAGUCCCGUCUUGAGUAAAUAUUUGCUAUUUCUACAGUGCUGUUCCUCUUUGCUUUAUUUUACAGUGCAUAUUUUCUGCUGUACAAUGUGACUCAAAGAUGAAGCUCAUGCCUGUCAUAUAAUCUCCUGCUGCCAUAUCGAUAAAUCGCUUCAGUUUGCCAUCACCGUUAAAGUGGCUCUGUGUACAGACAUACUUAUUAUCAAGUUGAAUUUAGUGAUUUUAAUUUUUAGUUUUUUUCCUGUGUAUUUGAGCACAAUGAUAAUUUAAAUAUGUUAUUACUAAAUGUGGUAACUGUAAUAUUUGCAAACCUGUAGGGACACGUGUAGGUGUUUGAAGAAAAGCUUUGUGGUGCUUUUGUUAGGGCACUUAAUGGUCAGACUGCAGAACAACUUCAGCUGUACUAAACUCUGUCUGCCUUUGUACGAUGUUCAGUGUUCGAUUAUUUUAAACUAUUUGCACUCUGUAUUUAAUUGAUGAAUGAGAAAAAUAAAUGUUCCUUAAUGUAAGAA